UAUUGCCCCGAUUGCAAGGGAAAAUUCAAUUAUGAAUCAUCAACAUCACAAACAUACAAGUCAAAAAAUAUGUAUGUAGAAAUUUUCUAUUGCUUCCUUUUCUCAUUCUUUUAGGGGCAUUGAGCAUUUUGACUUUAUUCUUUGAAUCUUAUAAUGUGAUAUUUUUUGAGAUAGAUCAAUGGAGACAGGCAAAAAACCUGCAAUACCAGAAAAUUUAGUGGUCUUAUGCAAUGGCUUGAAAGGAAUCUAUGUUCCAAAGGAUCAUAUGAUUAUCUGCAAGUGUUGCUUGUGUGGUUCAAGGACGCAUACACUUACCGAAUGGGAAAGACAUGCAGGUUCCAAAGCCAGAAAAUGGAGAUAUAGUGUGAAAGUAGAAAGCACAAUGCAACCGCUCAAAGAAUGGAUCGAUGAACACAAUUCCGGAGCUGGAACUUCUCUGCAGUUAGAUCAGCAGCAAAUACUCUCCUUUUUGCAAGAGAAAUAUGAGCCAGUUUAUGCAAACUGGAUAACAGAAAGAUGUGCCAUUUGCAGAUGGGUUGAAGAUUGGGAAGAUAACAAAAUUAUCAUCUGUAACAGGUGCCAAAUUGCUGUCCACCAAGAAUGCUACGGGGCAAAGAAUGUUCAGGACUUUACUUCCUGGGUUUGUAGAGUCUGUGAAAAUCCUGAUGUUGAGAGAGAGUGUUGCCUUUGCCCAGUAAAAGGUGGGGCUCUGAAGCCAACAGAUGUUGAGAUGUUGUGGGUUCAUGUCACGUGCGCUUGGUUUCGGCCUGAAGUUAUUUUCCAAAAUGACAAGGCAAUGGAACCAGCCUCUGGAAUCCUCAAGAUUCCUCCUAAUUCCUUUUCAAAGACUUGCGUGAUCUGUAAACAAAGCCACGGUUCCUGUACAAGUUGUUGCAAGUGUGCUACAUAUUUUCAUGUAAUGUGCGCGUCAAGAAAGGGAUAUAGCAUGGAAUUGCAUUCGACAGAAAAGAAUGGGACUCUAAUAACGAAUAAGCUAAUAUAUUGUGCAAUGCACAGGGUCCCAAACCCAGAAUCAGGUCUGGUUGUACAUACACCCAAUGAGGUAUUCUCAUCGACAACUUCACUUCAAAAUCAUCCGGGGAGCAUCAGGAGAUCAAGGCUGGUUUCAUCAGAGAUUGUAGUACUUCCCGAAUCUGCAAACUCUGAAAUUAAUGAGAUUGAACCACUGUCUGCAGCAAGAUGUCGUGUGUUCAUAAGGCCUUCCCGUAAGAAGGAUGGAGUGCCAAUAAUUCACUUGCUUGGGGGGCCAAACCUUCACUCUUUAAGUGCAAUAACUCAAUUGAACAGCAAUAAGGAUGCUCAAGUAUUUUCUUCUCUUAAGGAGCGUCUUCACCAUUUACAGAAAACAGAGAACCAAAAAGUUUGCUUAGGGAAAUCAGGUAUUCAUGGAUGGGGCCUCUUUGCUCGUAGAGAUCUGGAAGAAGGAGAAAUGGUUGUUGAAUAUCGUGGCGAGCAGUUACGGCGUAGUAUUACUGACCUAAGGGAAGCACAGUAUCGUUCAGAAGGCAAAGAUUGUUAUUUCUUUAAGAUUAAUGAGGAAGUGGUGAUUGACGCAACGGAUAAGGGGAAUAUUGCACGUUUAAUAAACCAUUCUUGCAUGCCUAACUGCUUUGCAAGGAUUGUGCCUUCGGGUGAUCAGAAGAACCGGAUUGUUCUUAUUGCCAAGACCAAUGUUUCAGCUGGUGAAGAACUAACGUAUAAUUAUUCGUUCGACGAUGAGCGGGAUGAAGAAAAGGUUCCCUGUCGCUGUAAAGCCCCUAACUGUAGCGGAUUUAUGAACUAGGCUCUACAUUGUUUCUGCCCAUGGAGCCAUUGCAGUUACCCAACCAUGGGGAAAUAUUUGUUGAUUCUUGUACUUUUUAUGUUAAAUUAGUUAAUUUGUAUACCAUUUGAUUAAUUUACAUAAUAAUAAUAAUAAAAAAAAGGAAAAUCUGCUCACAAUGAGUGGGAAUAGGAUGCAUUGGCUGUAACUAUUACAUAUGUUCCAUUAUAUUCUUCAUUUAUAAUGUGCAGAAACAAUCAUUGAAGAGUUUCAUAGUG
Messenger RNA from Glycine soja, 2061 nucleotides. RefSeq names its product histone-lysine N-methyltransferase ATX3-like. Lineage: Eukaryota; Viridiplantae; Streptophyta; Magnoliopsida; Fabales; Fabaceae. Gene Ontology annotation, biological process: regulation of transcription by RNA polymerase II. The transcript is spliced from 16 exons. Gene Ontology annotation, molecular function: protein binding. The record is from RefSeq and is a predicted model, not a curated record. Bases 179 to 1804 code for a protein of 541 amino acids.